CGAAACUUCCGGUGACGUUUGUGGUUAGCUCCGUCGACUAUACACCAAAUUGGAAGCACUACAAUACUCCUCACACUCAGCUCUCUCUUUUGGAAUAAGAAUGGUGAAGAAUAAUGGAGCUUAUAGGCGUUUAUAUAGGAAGGGAGAGUGAGAAGAAGCCAUGGGAGAGCCUUGGAGAAAAAGUUCAGGAAGCUGAGGAAACUUAUCAGGCUGCACCUAUUGAUGAACACUUGAUGCAAAUAAAAGCAGUGGAUGCUCAAUACAGUCAUCAACUCCACCUUGAAGAACUAUUCUGGAAACAAAAAGCCCAUGUACAGUGGGUUGUGGAUGGGAACAGAAAUUCUAAAUAUUUCCAUGCUUUAGUGAAAGCCAUAAGAAGGAAACUAUAUAUUCAUAAAAUCAAAGGCUCUGAUGGUAAUUGGAUUGAGGACCAUAAACAGAUUUUUACCCAAGCUAUUGAUUUCUUCCACAAAUUGUUUUCUGAGGAACAAAGGGGAGAGAUUGACUAUAGUCCUCUCACUCACAUCACCCCUCUAGUCUUUGAAACUGAUAAUACUCAGCUGGUUGCUACUCCUACUAUGGAUGAAGUUAAACAGGCAGUCUUUGAUCUCAGCCCCAAUAGUGCAGCAGGUCUAGAUGGUUUUACUAGUUUGUUUUAUCAAAAAUGCUGGGAUAUUAUAUCCUUGGAUGUGUAUGAUAUGGUUUGUGCUUUCUUUACUAGUGAUUAUAUGACUAAGAACAUUGCACAUUGAAGAAAAUAAUAAGAGGGAAAAUAUUCUGUAUAUUGAAUUGUUCUGCUAAGUACAAGGAGUUUCUCCUUUAUUUAUAGGAGAGGAUAAAGACCAAAACACAAAAGGAAUUCUAUUCCUACAAGGAAACAAAUCACUAAAUAUGAACAAGGAAACAAAUCAAGAGCAAUCCCACUU
This is a messenger RNA of Cuscuta campestris, 926 nucleotides long. Lineage: Eukaryota; Viridiplantae; Streptophyta; Magnoliopsida; Solanales; Convolvulaceae. The record is from the annotation of a GenBank genome assembly.